Molecule: messenger RNA, 588 nt
Organism: Amphimedon queenslandica
Lineage: Eukaryota; Metazoa; Porifera; Demospongiae; Haplosclerida; Niphatidae
Product: septin-1-like
Exons: 4
Molecular function (GO): GTP binding
Source: RefSeq, a predicted model, not a curated record
UUACCUACUUGCAGCUGGCAACCGAUCAUUGAUUUCAUUAACGAGAAAUAUGAUCAGUACUUUAAAGACGAGUCUGGAAUUAAUAGGAGGAACAUUGAAGACCAUCGGGUUCACUGCUGCCUUUACUUUAUCAGUCCUUCUGGCCAUGGACUGAAGCCGCUAGACAUUGCAUUUAUGAAAGAGCUCCAUAAUUUGGUGAACAUAAUUCCUGUCAUUGCCAAAUCAGACACUCUAACCCAAACUGAAGUCAGGACACUCAAAACAAGGAUUUUACAAGAAAUCUCUGACAACGGGAUCAGGAUAUAUAACGGAGAAAUAGACGAAGAAGACGACUCGCCCGAAAUAAGAGAACUUAGGGAUGCUAUCCCAAUGGCUGUGGUAGGGAGCACCACUUUACUGGAGGUUGGGAAUAAGAGAGUCCGCGGGCGUUUGUAUCCGUGGGGCGUGGUUGAAAGUAAGAUUAAUUAUUAUUGGGCGAAGCCCACUAGUUCGAGUAGAGUAUGUCUGUCUGUACACGUACGUCACCCCUAUUUAUCCGUAUGAAAAAUUUUCCUAUUUUAAUAACCUAAUCUUAAUCUUCUUUGAAAA